CAGGCGCGCCUCCGUGGCCGCGCUCCCGGCAGCGCCGUGCCCGCAGCGGCCUGCAGAGCGGCGGAGGCAGCGCCAUGGUGUGGGCGCUGUUUCGCUGCUGGUUCCGCGUGGGCGGAGCCCGCCGCACACUGGCCGGCCAGGUCAACCCGGUCGGCCCGACUAUAGUACAGACGUCCAUGAGCUGGUCCCAGGUGGCCCUGCUGGGCCUAGGCCUGCUGCUCAUGCUGCUUCUGUACGUGGGGCUACCUGGCCCCCAUGAGCAGACCUCCUGGCUCUGGGGAGACCCUAAUGUCACAAUCCUGGCUGGUCUCACCCCUGGCAACUCCCCCAUCUUUUACCGUGAGGUGCUGCCACUCCACCGGGCACACAGGGUGGAGGUGGUGCUACUCCAUGGAAAAGCUUUUAACUCCCAAACGUGGGAGCAGCUGGGCACUCUGCAGCUGCUGUCGCAGAGGGGCUACCGGGCUGUGGCUCUUGACCUCCCAGGUUUUGGGAACUCAGCACCUUCGAAGGAGACAAGCACAGAGGCAGGGCGGGCAGCACUGCUGGAGCGGGUGCUGCGAGACCUGGAGGUGCACAACGCCGUGUUGGUGAGCCCCUCUCUGAGUGGCCACUAUGCCCUGCCCUUCCUGAUGCAAGGCCACCAUCAGCUGCAUGGAUUUGUGCCCAUCGCACCCACCUCUACCCUGAACUACACCCAGGAGCAAUUCUGGGCCGUGAAGACCCCGACCCUCAUCCUGUAUGGGGAACUGGAUCACAAAUUGGCACGAGAGUCUCUGCGGCAGCUCCGCCACCUGCCCAACCACUCCGAGGUGAAGCUGCAUGACGCAGGCCAUGCCUGCUACCUCCACAAGCCCCAAGACUUCCACCUCGUCCUUCUUGCCUUCCUUGACCAUCUGCCUUGAGCUUACCCACAUCUCAGGCCUCAGGCCUGGCCUGAACUUGGAGGGUAUGGGCCGGCCCCCCAUCAGGGAGGUGGUCCCUGGAAUUGGAGGACAGAGCCAGAGGGCCUGGCCCAAUCAGGACCUCUCAUUUCAACUCACAGGCACAAUAAAAAACAUUUAUCUUGC
Molecule: messenger RNA, 1070 nt
Organism: Choloepus didactylus (southern two-toed sloth)
Lineage: Eukaryota; Metazoa; Chordata; Mammalia; Pilosa; Megalonychidae
Gene: ABHD14A
Product: abhydrolase domain containing 14A
Exons: 5
Coding region: 75-905 (276 amino acids)
Cellular component (GO): cytoplasm
Source: RefSeq, a predicted model, not a curated record